ACUCAUCCAUAUAAGAGGAGCGAUUUACCGCAAUCCACGUCAAAUGUUGUGCUUGUUUGUGAAGAAAUCCCCACUACGGAGUUUUUCUCUCGGGCUGUUGAUGCGUGAUACGAACCAGGAACAGGCUUCUUGAUCGAAGCUGAGAGUUGGUCUGUUCAACGAUCACACACCAUCUAGACGUAAAUGAUUAGUGGAGUGAGAGAUGAUUAAGCACUUACUUGCCAGUAUUUUGUUACACUGCUCAGUAUGGAGUAGAUGCUCAGUUACGGCGGCCAACUUAGUAAUCCUCGAAAUUGUGUUUCAACCCGUCAUGUGUGCCUGAGUACUCUGUACAGAAGGCAUGAAAUCAAGACAACAACAUAAUUUCUUUGACAUAGAGUUUAGCAUCCCUUUCCGUAUGAUAAUUUGUGUAAAAAGAAAACAUCUCAGCUGCCUACACCCAUCCGCCAACCUUCCGCACUCUCCGCCGUUAUUAUCGAAAGCUGGGGCCCGGGCCCGAGACGGACUCCACAUACAACAAUCCCAAAGGUACCUCAGGUGUGCCCACCACCGCAAAUAUAACACCGUUGAAGAAGACAUCGCUACGGAGUACAUGGCACCAACAACAAGCCUUGCUCAAAUACAAGUACAAAACCCCUCCACCAUUAGUCUCCGUUGCCCAAUGGCACAGGGUACGUUUUCUAUGACAGGAAUAUGUCUCAUAUUUUGCCCUAUGCCCUCUCUCUGCCGCAGCCACGCGCCGUCGCACUGCAUAUGUAGACUCCCCCUGCUCGGCUUUGGCAAACGCCAUCCCCGAACCUCCAGGCGAGCUUUGGCUCGGCUACCGACGUCCUGAAGCGGCUGCGGCUAUCAACCGGCCUUGACGUCCUCCCAUCUUACGACUUGACUUAGGUUGUGCGAGGGACAAAAACCACCUACCCCCAGCAAGUUGUAACCCUCCCUCACAUUCACCUGCCCGUUUGUUACGAUCACGAUCCUGUGGCAUUUCUCUGGGCCCAAGUGGUGCCCUUGACUCGCCUCAACUCUUCCUACAGGCAUCAAUGCCUGGCUUUGGACAUUCAAGAGCCUCAGUUUCUAUUUAUGCUCUCGGACAUCGAUUUGCGGCGGCCUAACAAACAAUCUCCUCCAGCAAUUCAACAUAGCUUGCUUGGUAAACCAACAACGUCAACAGGCCUGAGCGAUCGGACAUCGCAAGCAAAGCUUCGCACAUCUUCUUGUAUCUCAUAUCGUCAUUCUUUCCUCUAUGUAACAAGAACAACAACUUGGACCGAAACUACCCAAAUACCCACUGGCAAUCCUGGACAUGGCAACCAUCUUACAACGUGAUCACUGGUCACCUCCACGAUAACAGGUGCCCUUCAGUCAGAGUCGUCAGGGGCCCAGGCCUUGAUCGACAUGAACAGCGCAGAGGGUCAUUGGAGUCACUCACCCCAAUCACGCCAGAACUUGAUCCUUCAUGCUGAGAGAUAGGCAAAGCAUGCCUGGGCUUUGGGGCAUGUCAUGGUGCUUCCCAGAAUGACUGGGUCUUUAGCACCUUCAUAUGUUGCUUUCCAGUGCCAGUUCGCAAAGCCCCAGGACAAUCACCCCCAUUUUGAUCGCAGAAGAUGACAAGUCACCAACAUAUCUACCCACGGCAUUUUGUGGCCAACCAAUCACCUCACCUCGAGGCUCGCAGUACUUCAUCGCUAGUUGAAUCGUUGAUCCAACAAUCCCAUCACAGUCACCACAUCAGAUGUCACAUUGGAAAUGGGCGAGGCAAGGCACAGCAAUGCUUGUUUCGAAUAUCUCGUUGACUGAUUAUGGAAAACAAAAAAAGCCUCAUCACGGAGGCUCGCUCAGCAGAGUACUAGAGACCACCGACUAUAGCGUGUGGCAUAACAUGACAUAACAAGAGUAACCACAGCUGAUCUUUGGCAUUCAAGACUGCACAAGGCAGCUGGGUUGGUAUACUCAAGUCACUCAAAUACCGCAAUCAUUUUGCAAGUGCAAUCCCGACGACGAGCACUUCAUGGUCGAGAUAUGCAUCUUGGCCUAUUACCAACCCUCAAAUGGCAAUGCUUGCAAUCAUACACAAGUGUGCACAUGAUUACAGAUGCGUCUUAGCAUCAGCAAAGCAAAGGGGGUUGUAGAUACGCUGUUUGAUGUAUGUGGUCAGGGCAACAUCACCCCACUCCUCCCACUCAGCCCAUUGGGACUCAGGAAGCUCAGAGACACCACCGCGUCGAGCGGCCUUCAUGACCUCACGAGCGACAAUGACACUAGCAUCACGGACACGCUCAAUGCGGGGGUAGAUAAGGCCCUUGUGAACCUCAUCGGCAUUUAGGGAGCCGGCCAGAGCAGCGGCAGAGGUGUAAACCAUCUCGUCGGUAAUUCGAGAAGCCUUGGCCAGGAUGGCACCGAGACCGAGACCAGGGAAAAUGUAAACAUUGUUACCUUGGUUGGGGUGGUAGACCGUGUGGUGAGUUUCGUCACCAAACUUGGCCUUGACAGGGUUGAAGGGAGAGCCAGAAGCGAAGAGGACAGUGCCCUCAGUCCACUCAAUGGCCUGCUCAAAGGUACACUCAGCCUUUGUGAGAGGGUUGCUAAGAGGGAAGAGAAUGGGACGGCGCUCAAGGCCACCCUCCUGGACAGAGUUCUUGAGAGCGCGGACAACGGGCUCGGUGAAGACGCCGAAGGUCGCAGUGAGACCAACCAGGGCACUGGGCUUGACAUACUCGAUGACUUCCUCGAGAGUACGGUACUGGUGACCAUUGUUGUCAGUUCGGGCAAAGUACUUCUUGUGCUCAGCCAGGCGGUCACCACGGUCUUUAGUAACAAGACCCUUGGUAUCGACAAGCCAGAACUUGUCGCGGGCGGCAGCCUCGCUCAAUCCACGGCGUGUAUAGUACUCAACGAGCUGUUUGGCAACACCGACACCAGCAGAGCCAGCACCCAUGAAGACUAGUCGCUGUUCCUCGAUUGGAACACCAGACUGCUCAACGGCGCCAAUAUAUCCACCCAGCACGACGGCACCAGUUCCCUGGAUAUCGUCGUUCUAUCAUAAUCAUGUUAGCGCUAAAAAUUGAUCAGAUUCAUCGAUUCACUUACGAAGCAUCGGUAUUGGUUUCGGUAACGGUCGAGAUAACCAAAGGCCUUCUCACUGUCGAAGUCCUCGAACUGGACAACCAUGCUGGGGAAAACCUCGCGGGCAGCCUCCAUGAACUCAUCCAUGAAAGCCUGCUGCUCAGGGUAUGAAGGUCGCUUUUGUCGGAGACCCAAGUAGAAGGGGUCCCUCAGGUUCUCCUCAUUGUUGGUACCGCAGUCAAGGACAAUGGGAAGGGUCUUGGAGGGGUGGAUACCAGCAGCGCCGGUGUAAAGAGCAAGCUUUCCGAUCUGGUGUUCCAGGUUAGGGGUAUUUUCAAGUGUGGUUUUGCGAUCGACUUACAGAGAUACCGACACCGUUGAUACCGAGAUCGCCCAGACCAAGAAUGCGAGAGCCAUCGGUGAUGACACAAAUCUCGGGAUCCUGGCAAGGCCAGUUUCGGAGCAUAGCACGAAUGGACUUUCGCUGCUUGAUGGAGAUGUACAGAGCCUCGGGGCGAGUGUAAAUGCUAGAGUAUUGCAAGCAGACAUCGCCGAUUGUAGGGGUAUAGACGAGGGGCAUGAGCUCUCGGAUGUUGUCGAUGAGGAGACGAUAGAAAAGGUCGGUAUUUUGGUCCUUGAGAGUGGACAGGUAAAGGUACUUGUCGAUAGGUGUCUGACGGGUCUGAAUCAUCUUCAUGGCUCGGGCGCACUGGGUCUCGAAGCUCUCCAUUGUGUGGGGGAGAAGACCAGUGAGGUUCUUGGAGGCGCGUUCCUCGGGCGUGAAGGCAAGUCCUGCAAAAAGGAUCGUUAGCAUGCUUAAGGAAAGUAUGACAGCCGGUGAAGAAUUCAUCACGAGCGACAGACACCUUCCAUGACUACAAGUGGUAGCAAGGCCCCUGGCGCCAUAGCGGUGACAACAAGUGUUGUCGCAAUUGACAAGAUGAGACGGGACGGCUUACCUUUGUUCCAGAGAGGUUCUCGGACAAUCUGGUAGCCGGCAGCAUUGGACUCGUCAACAUAUUCAGGUGUUCGGUCCUGCUUGACCUCGGCAUAGUGGUCUUGGACGUAGCCACGGUGUUGAUCAAGGGCGGCCAUCUUGAUUUCUUGUUCGAUCUUGGAAAGGUCGACGGGGGACAUUGGAUUGGAAUCUGUAAGUCUUCGUCUAGAAAGACAUGGGGAGGUUAGAUAUAGUUAUAGGCAACGGGGAGGAGGGGUCGGGGGACGGGAGGGGGGUACACACGGGGAUGAUGCUGUUGAUGAUCUAGAGCGAGGUGUGGCAAUUUCAGAGCUGGCGGUACUAUGAGGAGACGAAGACGCCAUGGACAUAGACAAUGAGAGAUGGGGUGAUGAGAACGGAAAGAAGGAUGGAUAGGAGAGCCUGGGGAUUGAGGGUCGAGGGCGGCGAUUAUUAGUAGUCGCCGUGAGAACAGUGACUGGGGGAACAACAGUAGACGAGCGGGUAGAAGCACGGGUCAAAGUAGACGAUGUCGCGGAGCGCAAGGGGCCACUAGCGAAGAAAAGUCGGUUUAAGACGUUUUGGGCGGAACCGGGUCCCGAAGGCGAGGCCACUGUCAUGGUCGAGAGCGUUUGGCCCAUGUUUGGGUUUGGGAAUGGCAAUGGUACCGUAGCUCAGAUGAGAAACUCGCAGAGAUACCGGAGUAUGGGGAGAGGGAGCAGGGGUAAGCUCGGGGAACGGGGGUGCGUCUCGUCUUGUUGGGUGGUGUAGGGCAGGGAAAUCAGUCAGUGAAUGAAUCAAGGGAUUGUGAUGCAACAAAUGUUGCGGCCGACGCUUAUCUGAUGUUGUGAGGUGUGUAAGAAUGAGAUUGUGAGUGCGUUUAUGCA
Messenger RNA from Fusarium verticillioides 7600, 4905 nucleotides. RefSeq lists its product as hypothetical. Bases 341 to 835 code for a protein of 164 amino acids. The transcript is spliced from 2 exons. Lineage: Eukaryota; Fungi; Ascomycota; Sordariomycetes; Hypocreales; Nectriaceae. The record is from RefSeq and is a predicted model, not a curated record.